GGAUUAUUAAUGUAGCAGUCAUGUGGUUGCGAUAACGGUCUUAUAGUUAGAGGUAGUAUUGUGAUGGAAAUGUUAUGAUGAAGAUUGGAUAUUGUGAAAUUAGUGUUGAUAUCAACUUUAUCAAACUGUAUGAUACAUGACUGCUUUGCUAUUGAUAUUGAAAAUUGCGGUGAUGUAGGUGUGUUCAUCAGUUACUUUUCAUCGUGCAUAUUUUUAUGUAUACAUAACAUGUCAUCUUUGUUGAUCAUUACUAUUAUUAUUACCCUAUUAGUACCAUUAGCACCGUCGUUAUAUAUGUACAUCAUACAUUACUUUAGUCAUGUAUAAGUUCGUGAUCUUAAUUGAUAUACAUUCUAUACUUUCAACAUAUCUAGUCGCAUAGUAAGUGAAUAGCCAGAAAAUGUUGAUAACCUUUGACAUUACCCUUCAUGAAUCUAAAUCAUCCUCACAUUGUCAUAAUUAGAAUUUGAUAUUAUGAUGGAUAAUGGAUAUUAUUAUGGAAUAACUAUGAUAUGUGUAUUAGUAUUGUGGCUGUGAAUGUAUGAUUAUUAACUACAGUCUCUUGCUAAAAUAUGGCAUAUAUAAUUGGAUUAUAUACUUGAAACAUGUAUUAUGUUAUGAGUUAUUAAUUCGAGUUGUUAAUCUAUUAAUCAAGUCAUGAUGUAUGAUCUAGAAUGUUAUAAAAUAAUUUGAUCAUAUAUGAUUAGUGAAAAGAGCAUUUCAUGUUAAGUAAAAGGUUAGGAUUAUGUUAGGAUAAGUAAAGUUAGUGGUGACUCGAUUUGGGAGUUGAUAACCAACCAGUUUUGUAAGAUUCAUGUAUCCUUAGGUAUAGGGUCUAAUUGUAAUACGAGUUAAGUGUCGAGCAACUUCGUGCACCUUACUUUUAGGACCUUGUUGUUUUGAUAUUUUACCCCCAUUCAUGGUUCAAAUUAUAAUAGUUAAACCUUCCGUACAUUUCAAGAUUAUCAAAAAGUACGACCUUAGGUGGUCACGUAGAAGUGGAAAGGUUGUUUGAAGAAUAACAUUAGAUAAAAGGACAUUUCGUGUUGUUAAGAGCUCAAGUGAUACACUUUAAAAGGCACAUGUGCUAGAUCCAUUACUCUUGUAAACAUUGAGGAGAGUUGUCUUACUAGAACAUAUUGAGACCUAGAUACUAAGGUGUGUAGUACUGAGAUCAAAGAUAUUAAAUAAUUGGAGUUCCAUGGUAUAACCACACUAUCCUUGCAUAUGUUUCGAGGUUAGUGAGUUACGGGGUCGUAACUAAGUUUUAAGGGGGGUAGAAUGCGAUAGAAUUUCGCGCGUUUACACGCAUUUUCACCUGCACUUUCAUGCAUUUUCGCGUCUAUGAUAACAACCUAUUACAAACUUACAUUCUUUUGAUUGAUCGUUUUAACCAAUUUGUGUAAUAUUUACAUGCUUUUGAUUAGAUGUUGAGCUAUUUACAUGCUUUUAACUGAUUGUUUGAAUCAAUUGGUGUGAUAUUUACAUGCUUUUGAUUAGAUGUUGAGCCAAUUUAGGUGAUUAUAAAUACUCGAAAUGAGAUAUGUAUGAAUAUUCUGAUAGAUUGAGUAUCCUUUUGUUAAAAGUGUCAAUAAGGUCACAAUCCUUGAGUCAAUUUUGGAGCUCAGAAUAGUUAAAACACCUUCUUGAGUUAUUAGAAAUACAAGUUUCCAUGAAUUGUACUCUUGUUACUCUAGUUUUGGGGACGAAACUCCUUUUAAGGGGGGUAGUCUGUAACACCCCGAGAUUUUCUGACGUCAUCAAUUAAUAUUUUAAUGACUUUAGGGUAUUUUAUAAUUAUAUUAAAUUAAUUUUGAAGUAGUUUUAAUAAAUUUCUUUCGUAUAUGAAUUUAAAUAUUAACAUAUAUUUAUAUUAAAAAAUAAGAUUACGACUUCUAAAUAAAGAGGUUUGAAUCAAAAUAAUUAUUUUAUCGAAAUGUGUGAAAACACAAAGGCGAGUCUCUUAGUUGAGCCUCGCAAGAAAAUGAAUUUAGAUUUAAUAAAUAAAUAAAACAUAAUAAUAAUAAUAAUAAUAAUAAUAAUAAUAAUAAUAAUAAUAAUAAUAAUAAUAAUAAUAAUGAAUAGGAGGCUGUAAAACCCUACAUGCCAAAAAUCAGCCGCCACUCUCCUCUCCUUCUUUCUCUUCUUUCUUUCUCUCCUCCCUUCCCCUUGCUGUGCCGCCAGCAGCCACGACCACCAGCACAGGCAACAGGGACAACAGCCGUGCGUCUCCUUCCCACCUUCCCGACCAGCAGCAGCAGGGGGCUGCGUCUCCUUCCCCAAACAGCCACGACCCAACCGGCUCUUCUCCCUUUUCUGCUGUGGAGGCUGCGCCACCAACAGCCACGGCCCAGCCGUCUUCUCCUUCACCACCAUCUAGUCUUCAUCCUUUUGUUAGUCCCAUCUUUGUGCCUAUUUCAUAAGAGGAAGCAGAGCCUUAGUUGGGUGAUUUUAUGAUUCUUGAUCGUGCAGUGACACUUACAGCAGGAGGAUCAUAGACAGGCGUAGCAGGUACUGGAGCUUCUUAUGCAUUGCAUUGCAUUUGGGGAAAGUGAUGAGGGCGAAGCAUAACUUGUGUCAUUACCCCUAUCUUUCGAUUUUGUAUCUCUUGUUAUCUUUUGUAAAUUUUGGUUGUAUAUGUUUUGUUAUGAGGCCUUGUGUCCUCCCACGUGUAUUUGUAUUUCCGCUGCGUAGUCUAUAACUAAAGUCUAAUCAGAAAGUGCCCACAUCACGGAUUACCGGAUUGGAUGGUUAUUGAGACAGUUUACAAUGCUUUGAGGCAUGAAAUCCAGACUUCUUUGGAUGCUGCUGCUGGGGGUAACUUCAUGAUGAAAACAUUGACCCAGGCGAAGAAAAUUCUUGAUGAUAUGGCCUCAAAUUACCACUGGCGAGAACAAUCAACUCCAAGGAGAGGUGGUAGGUAUGAAGUGGAUGCUAUUGUUGCUUUGACAAAUAAUGUACAGGCUUUGACAAGGAAGGUUGAACAAUUGGAUGUCGCUGCAAUAAAUAAAGUUUGUGGGGCUUGUGGGUUAAAAGGGCAUUCUAGUGUUGAUUGCCAACUUCAAGCCGAAGGGGUUGCUGCUGUGGAACAAGUCAACGCCAUUCAAAAUCAGAAUGCGAGACAACAAUACAACCCCUAUUCCAACACCUUCAAUCCAGGAUGGAGGGAUCAUCCAAACUUUUCCUACAGAAACAACAAUGCGCAGAAUCCCUCACCCUCGUACAACAUACCAUCGGGUUUCCAACAAAGACCUCCCUUCCCACCUCAACAACAACAUCCGCCGAAGUCUAACCUUGAGAGCUUGAUGGAGAACUUUAUUGCUACCCAAAGCAAGCAAAAUGAACACUUCAGCACCUCUAUUAAUCAGAUUUUGGCCCACAACAAAAUGAUCGAUACUCAGAUGGCUCAAAUGGCACAACAAUUGAGUAACCUAUCCAUGCAAAAGGGGAAACUUCCGGGAAACAAAGAAAAGAAGUAAAGAACCCAACAACAUCCCCACAUCAACAACUCAAUGCAGUAACUACGAGGAGUGGUAGGACACUUCAUGAUCCAACCCCAAAGGUAAAGACUUCACCCAUUUUUGUUCCAGCUCCAGGUACUAAUGAUGAUGUUUCUGAAGAAAAGAAAGAUGAGCCAGUCAAUUCAGACAAGCCCAUGACUGCCGGUCGAACGUACACACCACCAGUGCCAUUUCCUUCUAGAUUGGCACAGGCGAAGCUUGAGCAUAAAUAUGGAAAAUUUCUUAAAGUUUUGAGCAAGCUACAGAUCAACAUCCCCUUCUUAGAAGCCAUUAAGGAAAUGCCCUCUUAUGCUAAAUUCCUCAAAGACAUCAUUUCCAACAAACGCAAGCUAGAGGAGAGUGUGGUGGAAACUUUGAAUGGGCAAUGUAGCGCUAUUUUGCAUUGCAAGCUUCCUAAGAAACAAGCCGAUCCUGGUAGUUUUACUAUCCCACUGAAGUUGGGGAAAGAUGUGUCUGCUGUAGCCCUUGCUGAUUUAGGGGCUAGUGUGAGUGUGAUGUCGUUAACACUAUGCAAAAAGAUCAAUGGCGAGAUGAAAGCCACUCGGAUGUCUAUUCAAUUAGCCGAUCGAUCUGUGAGGUACCCAAUCGGUAUUCUUGAGGAUUUCCCCGUCCAAGUUGGUAAUUACUUCGUAUCCUGCGAUUUCGUCAUCAUGGAUAUGGAAGAGGAUGCCCGCAUUCCGGUGAUUUUGGGUCGUGAUUUUUUAAAGACUACUGCAGCCAAUUUUGAUGUGAAGAUUGGGAAGUUAUCACUUGAAAUUUUGGGAGAACAGCUGCACUUCCAUCUCCCCUCAUCCAUGGCACAUUCUGCCAUUGGGGAGACUGUUUAUCGAGUGGAUGCGAUAGUUGAUGCUACUACAGAGAGGGAGUCCACACCCUCCAUUGUUGAUCCACUUUAUGCAGCUAUUGAAGGCAACUACGAGAAGGAUAGGGCCGAUGUGAUUGAGAUGGUCCAAGUUUUAGAUGUUGCACCUACAUUUGUUCCUGCAAAAGCUAAGUUUGAGGACAUCCUACCCUGGAAGGUGUCCACCAUUGAGGAACAAAAGGAGUGUACUACGCCUCCUCAGGUAGAAUCAAAAUCCCUUCCUCCUUCUUUGAAAUAUGUCUUUCUAGAGGAUAAUGACACUUACCCUGUUAUUGUCAAUGUUGAACUCAAUGGCACUCAAAUUGAGCGAUUGCUCACAGUUUUGAAAAAGUAUAAAGAGUGUUAUUGGGUACACUAUUGAUGACAUCAAGGGUAUUAAUCCCUCAUUCUGCACUCA
This is a messenger RNA of Amaranthus tricolor (Joseph's coat), 4780 nucleotides long. RefSeq lists its product as uncharacterized. Bases 3656 to 4744 code for a protein of 362 amino acids. The record is from RefSeq and is a predicted model, not a curated record. NCBI's taxonomy places the organism in Eukaryota, Viridiplantae, Streptophyta, Magnoliopsida, Caryophyllales, Amaranthaceae. The transcript is spliced from 3 exons.